Messenger RNA from Cyclopterus lumpus (lumpfish), 777 nucleotides. RefSeq names its product mesoderm posterior protein 1-like. The transcript has 2 exons. Gene Ontology annotation, cellular component: nucleus. NCBI's taxonomy places the organism in Eukaryota, Metazoa, Chordata, Actinopteri, Perciformes, Cyclopteridae. Gene Ontology annotation, molecular function: RNA polymerase II cis-regulatory region sequence-specific DNA binding; protein dimerization activity; DNA-binding transcription factor activity, RNA polymerase II-specific. Gene Ontology annotation, biological process: mesoderm formation; regulation of transcription by RNA polymerase II; heart morphogenesis. The record is from RefSeq and is a predicted model, not a curated record. The coding region runs from base 1 to 777 and encodes 258 amino acids.
AUGGAGGUUACCUACUGCUCCCCUCUCCAGCUCCAGGACAACUCUUUCCUGUUUGAGUCCCUGCUGGACAAGCCCUACGAUCCCCUGGCCUACGAUCCAGCCUCGGAUGCUGGUUACUUCAGCGCAGGCAGCAGCAGCUUGUCUCCUACCUCCUCUGUGGACUCCUUCUGCUUCUCCCCAGCCUCCCUCCACGCCACCGGAAGCGAACCGAACGCCAUGGAUUGUUUUGUCUUUAAAAGCCCGGCAGCGCCUCGCCUCACCCAGGGGACGCAGCCUCCGCCUUGCUCCGGAUCCUCCGCGGCCACGUUGUCCAUCACGAAGAAGUCCAGAUCCAGGUAUCCGGGGAAGAAGCGGGAGACGGCCAGUGAGAGAGAGAAGCUGAGGAUGAGGGAUCUGACCAAGGCCCUGCAGCACCUCAGGACAUACCUGCCUCCCUUGGUGGCACCCGCCGGGCAGACCCUAACCAAGAUCGAGACGCUGCGCCUCACCAUCCGCUACAUCUCCUACCUGUCGGCCCAGCUGGGCCUCAGCGAGGAGGCGCUGGAGCAGAGACCCUCAGGGUUUGCGGAGCAGCCCCAAAACCUCAGCCAGUUCCUGGGUCAGCCAGCAGCCAGCUACGGCCAUCAAGAAGAACCAGCCUGUAACACCAUGAGCUCAGAACAUCUGUCCUCCCUGCAGCCCUCAUAUCAGGUUUCAAAUGGAGUUUGCUUCACCAGCGAGCAGUUCUGGACUCCACAGCAGCAACUUCAAAGCGCCGCCUUCUCUGGACAGUGCUGA